UUACUCUCUUGCCACCGUUCCUUCCAUCUCUUUGUUCGCUGGGUUCGAACGAUUGUUACGAUCGAGCCGGUGCUCACGCCCAGCCUCGCCCGGUAGCCUCCCGCUCGCGACAUAACACACGCUUCGUCGGCUGCAACCGAAACGAGACCGGAACAUCGCACAACCAAGCGUAAUUAGAACCGAUACGAGUUAUCGGCCGGGACGUGGGAAAGGUCGAGUCUGACAGUACCUGCAACGGCCGCCUGCCUCGCAUGACGUCGUCAUCAGCAGAGCUUCCGGAUCGGGCCCGCCCCGUAGACGACGAGGACCAGACAACGCACCCAAUCGCAACGAGGAAGAGCGGCGAUGAGGUAGCACGCGAGAUGCGAGACGAGAUUAGCGGUCAUGGACGGCAACAACAGAACCAAGAUCGGCUCGACGAGCAGUCGCCGCUGCUGUCUCCGAGCUCCGGCUCGGGCGAAGACGAUGGCCUGAUGGACGGCCAGCCGGCGGUCGGGAGCGGUGACGAGCAUCAGAGAACUAAGAGCAUCUGGUACCUCAUCCUGCUGACCAUCAGCAUCGGCGGCCUUCAGAUUGCCUGGUCCGUCGAAAUGUCCAAUGGCUCGCCGUACCUGCUGUCACUGGGCCUCAGCAAGUCGCUAAUGGCUUUGGUGUGGAUCGCCGGGCCGCUAUCGGGUACUCUGGUGCAGCCGUACGUUGGCAUGUUGAGCGACAAUUGCCGCCUUCGGUGGGGGAAGCGAAAGCCCUUUAUGGUUGGGGGCACCGUUGCUACCAUAGCCUCCCUGAUGAUUCUUGCCUGGACCAAGGAGAUCGUCAGUGGCUUCCUCGGGUUAUUCGGGGCGGAUCCCGACUCGAACUUUGUCAAGUACUCGGUAAUUGUCACCGCCGUGCUCUGGGUCUACGUUCUUGACUUCGCCAUCAACACUGUGCAAGCAGCGAUUCGUGCAUUCAUCGUAGAUUGCGCCCCUACUCAUCAACAAGAGAGCGCAAAUGCUAUGGCUAGUCGUUUCGUCGGUAUUGGAAAUAUCGCCGGCUACCUCGCUGGGUACAUGGACCUACCGGCGGUCCUUUGGUUCUUCGGCAAUAGCCAGUUCAAGGAUCUUUGCGCCAUCGCGAGCAUUACUCUUGGUGCCACGGUGCUUCUGUCCUGCCUCCUCAUUCGCGAGAGGGACCCACGGCUUGAAGGACCUCCGGCCAAGGACAAGGCCGGGGUUCUCGCCUUCUUCAAGAAGAUCUUCGCCUCGAUCAAGAGGCUCCCACCGCAGACCAAGAAGGUCUGCCAGGUGCAGUUCUGUGCCUGGAUCGGCUUCUUCCCCAUGCUCUUUUACACUUCGGCGUAUAUUGGAGAGAUCUACGUCGAGCCGUACCUGGAGCAAAACCCCAACAUGACGCCCGAGGAACUCGACAAGCUCUACGAGGAUGCCACGCGAGAGGGGACUUUUGCGCUGCUCAUCUUUGCCAUCGUAAGCCUGGCCACGAACGUCUUCCUACCCUUCUUCAUCGCCCCGACUUAUGAGACGCAAGUUGGCGCGCUGGCACCCGGAGAGGCCCCAGGCUCCCUUGCAGAUUACAGCGAGGAGAAGAAGUCGUGGCUCCAGCACCUGAUCAUCCCCGGUUUUACUCUCCGUCGCGCGUGGAUGCUGUCUCAGAUCCUGUUCACAUGCAGUAUGCUCUGCACCGUGCUCGUGCGGAGCGUCACCGCCGCCACGGUCCUCAUCGGCCUGGUGGGCAUCACGUGGGCGUUGACCCUCUGGGCUCCCUGGGCCAUCAUCAGCGCCGAGAUCUCGCGCCGCGACGAGAUGCGCCGCGCCCAGUACGCCCAGCGCAACCGCAAUCUUUCCCCUAGCGGCCGCGGCGUCACAUCCCUCGAUGGAUACUCGUCGGACGAGAACCAGGACAGGGAGCUCAAGGACGAAGAGGAGGCCGACCAGGCAGGCGUGAUCCUGGGGAUCCACAACAUGGCCAUUGCCGCGCCGCAGAUCAUCGCCACCGUCACCAGCAGCAUCAUCUUCCGCUUCUUCCAGAAACCGCGCGGCGUGCCCGGGGACCACAGCAUUGCGAUCGUGCUUGCCCUGGGCGGCCUCACGGUGCUGAUCUCGGCUUACUUCAUCCACCGCAUCCGUGACGACCCGGGAGCGGGGCCCACGGAUAUGAUGAGUGCAGCCGAGGACGGCGAGGCGGGCAGCAGGCCCAGCACGUCGCAUAGUAUGUCACGGUCGUACGAGCAGCUGCCGCGGGCGAGUCUGGAGCGGGCGGCGCUGGCGAGAAGUAAGAGUUUUGGCGGGAGCGAGUAUUAAGGUGGGUUGGGAAGUGGAUAUAUAGUACAUCGUAGGGGUGUGCGAGAGGUACAGUAUGGGCCUGUCUGUAUAUUGGACGGUGCUCAGCCUUCAAGCUCCGAUUUAACGGG
This is a messenger RNA of Chaetomium strumarium, 2407 nucleotides long. RefSeq names its product major facilitator superfamily domain-containing protein. Gene Ontology annotation, cellular component: plasma membrane. Lineage: Eukaryota; Fungi; Ascomycota; Sordariomycetes; Sordariales; Chaetomiaceae. Gene Ontology annotation, molecular function: sucrose:proton symporter activity. The coding region runs from base 252 to 2297 and encodes 681 amino acids. The record is from RefSeq and is a predicted model, not a curated record. The transcript has 3 exons.